Anguilla anguilla (European eel) is the source of this 2916-nucleotide messenger RNA. RefSeq names its product vascular endothelial growth factor Ab (gene vegfab). Gene Ontology annotation, cellular component: membrane. Lineage: Eukaryota; Metazoa; Chordata; Actinopteri; Anguilliformes; Anguillidae. Gene Ontology annotation, molecular function: heparin binding; growth factor activity; chemoattractant activity. The record is from RefSeq and is a predicted model, not a curated record. Bases 666 to 1304 code for a protein of 212 amino acids. The transcript is spliced from 8 exons. Gene Ontology annotation, biological process: vascular endothelial growth factor signaling pathway; induction of positive chemotaxis; sprouting angiogenesis.
AGCAGUGUUCUGAAGGGACAGAGCGAGAAACCGAGACUUCCACGUCCGUGUGUGGAUGUCCCAGCGAUUUAGGAAAAAGAUCAGAAAAUCAGGACAGAGGACAUACAGUUAUCAAUCCCAUCUUCAGUGCGUCUUGCAGAAGGAAUUUUUAUGAAUGCUUUUACUCUGGCUAACACCUGAAUGUCGAUGUUAUAAAUGGUAUUUCAUAUGCACAGUGCCACUGAUUUUAAGGGUGCUUUGCGGUUUUCUACAAUUAUUUUGGAAGUCUGUGGAAGUUUCAACUUUUUUCUUUCUAUUUGCGACGGACACCCGCUAGGAGAGGGUGGCAAAUCAAGUAUGGGAUUUCGACUGUGAUGUGGAGUGUUAUUCCAUUUGAAGAAAUUAAGAGAUUAAAGAAAAGAGAGGAAACAGAACGCACUUGGGAUUCUCUUGUUUCUGGAUAUCUUGACAUUCGUUGGCAACACUUGCAAAACGUGUUAAAGGAUUUCUCUCAUGUGUCCUGUCUUCCACACUGGUUGGAAGGGAAUGGGAAUAAUGCCGCUAUAGCUUUGUUUGAGAUAUUCCUUCAAUUUUGUUUGUUUUUUAAUCACCACAAAUGCGUUUGAAGAAGUCAGUUAUUGGUCGGAUAGGAUUUUAAAACGAGACUCAGAUCUGGAAUUACAACCAUGAACUUUGUUAUCAGUCUGAUACCAUUAUUUUUCGCGCUUCUGUACUUGUCAACUGUUAAGACUGCCCACAUACCCAAGGAGGGAGGGAUGAACACAAAUGACGUGGUUCCCUUCAUGGAGGUGUACAACAAGAGCAUGUGCAGGACAAGGGAGGUCCUGGUCGAUAUUUUCCAGGAGUAUCCCGAUGAGAUCGAACACAUAUUUAUCCCGUCCUGUGUGGUUCUCAUGCGCUGUGCUGGAUGCUGCAAUGAUGAAGCACUGGAGUGUGUCCCCACAGAGACCUACAAUGUCACCAUGGAGGUGAAAAUGUUCAAACACCUAAAACAACAAAACAAUUUUCUGCUGAGUUUUACAGAACACAGAAGAUGUGAGUGCAGACCAAAGAAAGAAGUGACAGAAAAGAAAGAAAAAAAACCCCGGAGGGGCAAGGGCAAAGGCCUAAAGAGAAAGAGAAGGAAAAACAGAGAGAAAAAGCCACCCUCCCACUGUGAGCCUUGCUCAGAGAGAAGAAAGCGCUUGUUUGUACAAGACCCCCUGACAUGUCAAUGCUCCUGUAAACAUUCAGAGCUAGACUGCAAGUCCAGACAGCUGGAGUUAAACGAAAGAACUUGCAGAUGUGAAAAGCCAAGGAGAUGAGAGGAGAAACAAACUCUGACAUGAAGGGGGAAUAUCUGCACCGCACUUUGAACUCUGAUCAUUUUCUCAAAGGAUGCAUUCCCUGGACAGACUGAGAAGAAUGAAAGAGAAAGAGAAAGAAAGAUAGAGAGAGUUCCUGUAUCUUUUAAAAAAUAUUUAUAUAUAUAUAUAUAUAUAUAUAUAUAUAUAUAUAUAUAUAUGAAGUAAGAAAAUUAUAAAUUUGUAUUGCUGCUAAAAACAACACUAUAAAAAAGUGAACGACUACGCCAGUGCAUGUGGCUGGCGUGUGAAUGGGACUGAGAUUUUGUUGCUGGUAGUGAAUGGGAUUGAGUGUAUUUGUGUGCAUCGGAUUGAGUUUCCGUGUAAUGGUCUUUUAUAUCUGUUGAAAUGAUUGACUUGAUGUAAAACUUCACUGGAUUUGGGGAUGCAUGUGGAGAGAAAUAUAAGCAGGCAAUGAAGGCUUCCCUUUGGACAUAUGACUUGGACCUAGCCUUUGGAGAGGAAGGCAGGAGCAAAUCUCUCUGUCAAGAGCGAAGGAGGAAUACAAUGACCGCAGUGGUGUAGACAUUUUCCAAAGGAAAAUAACGGCAGGUCCUGGAAAAGGAGAAGGGCUGGAACUUUGAACGUCUUCUUUGUGAUGUCACUUCCUGCUCUCAAGAGAACUCCAUUGUGGGCAGGGCAUAUAGAAGCUUGUCACCAAGGCGACUGCUGACUAACACUCAAUAGGACUCGGAGUGUAAAUACUUGUAAAGGGAUAUUAAUUGGAGGUAUAUAUGGAAACAUCUGAAAAUUUAGUAUACGAUUACAUUGUUCUCUAAAACAGAGGCAUUCAUUUUUGACCCAUUUUGCUAAUUGAAUUUGUUGAUUUUCCAAAGAGCACUGCACACACAAUUUCAAAACUACAAACUGUAUGUACAUAAUUAAUAUCCCUUUUUCGUAGUACACUACAGUGGAUUUAUAAUGUUAGAAUAUGUUCAGUAUUCAGUCUGUAUUUAAUUUGAUCUAUUUAUAUGCAGUGUUAUGUUAAGGUGUUUUGCUUCAUUUGUUGUCAACGUGUUGCCAAUUUGCCAGGCCCUCUGGAGAGAAUGGUUAAUGGCUUUUUAUAAAGAAGAAAAAUAACACUUUAAACAUUCCUAAAAGCAUUAAGAGAGACUUUCAGGACAAUACUCAGCGUGAGGUUUUCUUUCCAGGAUGUCGGGGUGGGGCGGGUGUGGAGAGGAGGUGGGUCGAUUGGGGUUGUCAUGGACGAUGAUUGUGAUCAUAUUGAGCAUGAUUGUGCCACAUUCUUGGUGUCUGUGCCCACACUGUACCCUGCACUAAACUGCCCUCUAAUAGCCGAGCCUGAGCUCUGCGCCCAUCCGUGCUACAGCCACACUAAUGCAGCCACACGUGAGAGAGCUCCUGCUUCUGGAACAUUCUACCUGUGUUAAUAAUGACAGAUGUUCUCUGUAAUCACGUGCAGCCACAUUUAGUAUAUUUUCACAUUAAUAUAUUUAUUGGUGCUGUAAAUUGGUAAGUUUAAAAUAUUAACAUCUAUUGUGUUUUUAGUGUAAGUAGUAAGCAUAUUUAUUUUCAAAAGAUAUUGUUUUUUAUUAAAUGAAAAACUGAUUUA